Messenger RNA from Pseudopodoces humilis (Tibetan ground-tit), 421 nucleotides. NCBI's taxonomy places the organism in Eukaryota, Metazoa, Chordata, Aves, Passeriformes, Paridae. The record is from RefSeq and is a predicted model, not a curated record.
GUCCCGAGUGGAUUUUUGGGUCCCCCCGGGGAAUUUCGAUCUCCAAAAUUAUCCCCGAAGAAGCCCCGCCCAUCCUCUCUCCGCCGGAAGUGACGUAAAGCCGCCUCGAUGCGCUGACCAAUGGGGAGCCUGGGCCACGCCCACGAGGGGCGGGGCCAGGCGGGAGAAGAUGGCGGCGCCCGUGAGGGACCGGGAGGCGCUGCAGAGGCUGAAUUACCUGUUCCAGGCCGCGCAUUGGGCGCUGCCGCGGAGCCCGGGCCUGGCGCGGUUCCUGUGCAGCAGCCAAAGGGCGGCGGCGCGGAGACUCGUCCUGCGCAUGGCCCCCUCUGUCAAACGCCGUCUCUGCCGCCGCUGCUGCUCCCUCCUGGUGCCCGGGGCCGGGGCCGGGCUGAGGCUGCGAGGCCCCGCCCCUGCGCUCUGA